UGCACUAUUUUCUCUCAGAUCCGCCCCCCCCCCCAAUUCCCAUUGUGACAGGGUCCUCUUUCUCGACCACCAACCUGAACCACAGAACAACAAUCUCAACCACCGCACACCACCCACACACACAACUUCACAAGGAUUCCCAAAAGCAAGGCCCAAAAGGUAUCCCUAAGGGUUAUUCAUCUCCCCGGAUUCUCCUUUUGCAUUUUAUAACUUCGCGCAAUUCACUUCCUUCCCUACGAUACAGAGAUAGUAGUGGCUCCAAAGUAAUUAGUUAAUCAUUGUUCAUUAUUCUAUCUACCAUCUCUCCCCAGAAUUACAUAUCGGCGAGGUUGAAGGCAGGACGGGGCAAAAAACACGGCUCUUACCUGACAUCUUUUAUCAUUAAUUUGCCUUGCAGGCGGCCUUUUUUCAGACGGCAUUGAUCGUCGCACUUUCAUUACAGGUACUCAUCUACCGAUCAAACUUCCCUAUAGUUAUCUGCACAAAUUACCUCGACUUGUCGUGAUAUUGUUGUUUUCGAAUUUCGAAAUCUCGACACCAUUCGCGGUUCAGAAAGAGUACCCACUUUAGUGUGAUUAUCGUGCGCGAUCGGGGUUUAGUUUGUUCAUUACUCGCGACGACACUGUAUUCAACACCCCACGACAACAGCAUAGAUUCGAGGAGACAAUUGAAGGAGUCUAUUUGGCCGUGGAGUGAAUCAAGCAGAGGAUCGUGGCAGACAUAGUUCUAUUGAACAACGGCGGAGGUGGAAAUCGUGGCUCGAGGCGCAUGUUACUUGCUUAAUCGAUAUUGUUCGAUAUCCACAUUCAGUGGAUAAUCGACCUAAACAAGAUGAUGACGAGUUUGCAACAACAACACUCACCAUAUCCAGGACUACAACAUCAGGGUGUUCCUCAAGGCCAUAUGGCGGGAAUGCCUCAUGCUCAGGGUCAGCAAGGACAACCAGGUCCAGGUAUGCCUCAACAAAUGCACAUGGGGGUUUCUGGACCAGGUGGUCCUCAAGUCACUCAAGCCGGUGCUAUGAUGGCUGGUAUGCCACCUGGUGCUGGACCAAAUGCACAUGCUUUACAACAUUUGACCCCAAAUCAACAAGCGCAAGCGGCAAUGUUCCAACAGCAGCAACAACAACAGAUGAUGAACGCGAAUCCGCAGUUAAUGCAUCAUCAAAUGUUACAACAGCAAGCAGCCAGGCAGCGACAGAUCCAACUACAACAGCAAUAUAGUGGCGGUGGAAUGCCAAAUGGAAUGCCUGUGAAUAUGCAUGGGAUGAACCCUAAUCAAAUGAAUGCUCAAUUCGCAAUGCGACAUGGUACCCCCGGAAUGGCUCGCCCGGUAAAUCUACCACAGCAUCUUGCCCAGCAACAACAGAUGGCUCAAGACAACGUUAAUCAACAACAAGCACAUCAGCAGACUCAACAAAUGAUGCUCGCAAUGCAUCAACAAAAUGCCCAAAACCAUGGACCGAAUGGCCAAGCAGGACAUCCCCAGAUGACUGCCCAGCAAAUGCAACAACUCCAACAACAACACCUUGCGCAACAACAACAACAACAACAACAGCAACAACAGCAACAGCAACAACAGCAACAGCAGCAACAACAACAGCAACAGCAGCACCAACAACAACAGCAACAACAAGCUCAUGCUCAGGCUCAAGCGGUUCAAGCCCAACAAGCUCAGGCACAAGCCCAAGCGCAGGCUCAGGCGGCCGCUGCUGUAUCUCAACAACAGAAUCAAAACCAAUCCCAGGUUCAAAAUCAGCCACCUCAAUCGGCCUCAACACCUCAGCCUCAAGCACCACCGCCAGCCGCUAUCCAAGCAGCCAUUCAGGCUCAGGCUCAACAAGCCCAAGCCCAGCAAGCUCAAGCUCAGCAAGCCCAGGCCCAGCAACCAACGGGGGCUCUUCAGCAGCAGCAACAACAGCAACAGCACGCUGCCGCAAUGCUACAACAACAACAACAGCAGCAGCAGCAGACUAGACAAGGAGAGAAAUCAAAGGGACAAUGCCUAAUGCGAUUGGUACAGUUCAGUGACCAUCUCGGUGGGUUUUGUAAGGUUGCUAAGCCGGUAAGCUUUUAUGAGGCGGCUAGCGUUUCUCGACUGAAUGCCGAGUCCAUGAAAGAAAAGGAAGACUUGGCGUAUUGGGGAAGCUUUGCGGAGAGAUUUUUCUCGCGAGGGGGUGUUCUACGCUAUUCGACAUAUUCGUAUAAUCCCCAAGACAAUGUCCGUGAGAAACAGUACGAGAUAACAUCACCUGCGAUGCCGAGAUACUUUCAUACCCAUUUCGAAAGUGGUGUUACAAACAUGCAGAUGAUUUUUGAGAAAGGGACUGAAAAGGAAUUGCCGCUAAACGGUCAUUACAUUGAAAGUCAAAACUCAAGUUUUGUCUACUGGUUUGAGGAUGGCUCUCACCUGGUCUCAAAUGGCAUACUUCGCGCUCAUUUUGAUGGGGAUCAAAAGCUCGAGCUACUUGAUUUUGAGACUCGUAGUCAUCAGGAGUAUGUUCCCCGUAGCAUGGCUAUAGACAGAGCAAGGCCAAUCCACAAUUGGGUAAAGGAUUGGAAAUCCAUGAACAAUGGGCCUGAUGGCAAACCAUCGCCCGAAAUGAACAAAAAGAAACAAAAGAUGAUGAAAUCACCACCGAAUCCUCCUCCUGAUUUCGACCUACCGGACACGAAAUUGACUCAAUACACAGGAAUCACACCUAUGGUGUUUCGAUUUCUUGAGAUGAAUGAGGUUUUGGCUCAAAUGAAUCCUUUAAUGAGCUAUCUGCAAACAAACCCAACACUUACUCCACACAAAGCCCUAGAGGCAUACAUGGCACAAGUGAAUAGCAAUGGAGCAAACGGUGGUCCUCAAAACCCCUCGGGCCCACGAACACCGGCAAUGGUUAAUUUCCCGAUUGGCGCUUCUCCCGCAGCUGCACACUUACAAAUACCGGAAGGAUCACCUCAUAUGAUGGGUAGUCCAGCUCAAGCUCCAGGCAUGCAGCUCCAACAGAGUCAGCAUGGAACCACGUCAAGUGGCCCAAGCGCAAACACAAGUCCCAAUGCGAGUAACAAACGAAGAAGACCAAGUACAGUCAAGGCCGAAGAAGAUGGACAAGCCAAUGGGACAGGCAAAAACAACGUCAAACCUAGUCCACGCAUAACGAAGAGACAAAAAGGAAAUCCCGCUUGAAAUUUUGACAUCACCCAACGAAGCAUACUGUAUUCUUAUCAAGCCAAAUCAACCUCUGAAUAUUCUUAAAAGGAGAGUGGUCACCACGAGUUCCGCGAAUUCUCACCGAGACUUUAGUCCUAUCCGACAACAUAAAUCAACCAUCCAAACUACAUUCUGGCUUUUCAGUCUGCCAUAUUAUUUAUUAUUUAUUUUCAUGCCUUUUCACAAGUGGGGAAAUGCAACAAGUCUAUAUUAACAAGUGUUGGCGUACAGAACAGUUUCUACAUAACUCUUUUACAUACGUACUUGUGUUGUCGAAUCUCUUUUACACUUGGUUUUACUAAAGGGAGAAUGGCGAAAUUUUGAUUCUUUGGGACGGGGUAUUGAGCUACGGAAGGGGAAGGGGAAUGGAAUGGGAUUGUCAUUAGUUUUGGUGGUAAUAUUCCUUGUAUACUAUUCACAUUUUAAGUGUGAGGGUUGGGUGUUUUUCUAUGCAGGAGGCGGCGGGAAACGUCGUGGUGCAAUUUUUAUUUUAUUUUGCUGUGCUAUACCCGUGGCUUGGGGUUUUGGGUGUAGUGGAAGGAUAUGGAUACUUAAGCAGGCAGUUGGAAGCGAAGUGAAAAUGUUUAAGGGGGGAGCUGGGAGAGCGAUCCGGAAAACGGAACCUGAACUAGGUGGAUUGUGGAUGGAGAAAGGGGUGGAGCCAGGGAAGAGACUCGGGGUGAUUGAACGGAAGUGAAGUUCAAAUGGUAUAAAAUGGCGUAGAAGUCGGACAAGAUACUAGUGUGCAAUGACAGACUCGGAAGGAGUAUAGUAUAGUGUGAUGAUAAAACACUAGAAAGAUGAAUGAACAAGUAAUUAAAACAAGUACUUUGAAGCUAACACGAAACGACUUAUGUUUAAUAUCUGGAGGGAGGGCACUCAUUGAAAUUGGUCAUGAAAGCCACUAGCCUGAGUGUGAGGUCUAUAAACAAUGUGUAUUUCGCAU
Molecule: messenger RNA, 4147 nt
Organism: Botrytis byssoidea
Lineage: Eukaryota; Fungi; Ascomycota; Leotiomycetes; Helotiales; Sclerotiniaceae
Exons: 5
Coding region: 832-3177 (781 amino acids)
Biological process (GO): negative regulation of transcription by RNA polymerase II; positive regulation of transcription by RNA polymerase II
Cellular component (GO): nucleus; transcription regulator complex
Source: RefSeq, a predicted model, not a curated record